Liolophura sinensis is the source of this 3363-nucleotide messenger RNA. RefSeq lists its product as uncharacterized. The record is from RefSeq and is a predicted model, not a curated record. The transcript is spliced from 7 exons. NCBI's taxonomy places the organism in Eukaryota, Metazoa, Mollusca, Polyplacophora, Chitonida, Chitonidae. The coding region runs from base 473 to 1990 and encodes 505 amino acids.
AGUGUGGCCAGCUGUCCACGCGUUUCAGCAUAUAUUAGCCACCCUUAGUCCCGAGGUCUCUGGCUUCUACGGUCUAAUUGAGCAUUAAAAGCAACAAUUGUUUAGAAAUCAAAUCGAUGCAUCGGUUGAGAGUUUGGCUCGGGUGUGAAUACAGAAGACCUUAAUAUGGAUAUAUAACCGUAUGCAUUAUAUAUAUUGUCACCGCGUGCAUGCCUCAUGUGCGCUGUUACAGGGAGUGGGAAAAGUUUGUACGAGGCCUGUUCCGGGUGAUUCGGGUCAACCCGUCACCUCUACAACGACGCGGAGUUUGCUCUGGCCUGUAUGUACAUACUGCAUCGGCCAGCUUUCAGAGAGCUAUGCACUGUGUACUGCCAGUUCCGACAGAUGACGGCCUGUAACUCGACGGUCGGUCACAGGUGAGGGUACUGUCCUUUUCGGAGGCGGGGUUGGAGGAGGCGGCCCCUUGGACGGAAUGAGGCGACUAUCUGCGUUUCUCGCCGUCGCAACCCUUACAGGACAACUCUGGAACUCAUACGGCAAUACGCCCAAAUCAAGUUACGCCUGUGAACGAGAAGGAGCGAAAUUAACAUGUGACGUCGGAGAGAGGAUCGCUAUCCGAGGGGUGGAGUACAACGUUAGGAAGCAAAGGGUGCGACCGUGCUCUUUUCAGCCUGGAGACUGUAGGUUUCGGGUGAACUCGGACGUUCCUCCUCUCAGUGCUAAGUGCGCUGGAGUCCAGACAUGUCUCAUUUCCGAGACCCACCUGAACCCCUUAGCAUCUUCCCCAGACUGCCCAGGCACUUCACUCUACAGGACAAUACACUAUGACUGUAUAGCAGACAAGGCAAUCGGCCGGAUGUGCACAGAUGAUCAGAAAGUGGGCAGUACACUAUAUCUUGCAAACGAAGAGUAUCCACACUAUAUAAAGGGAAGGAACUCUGGCUGUUCGUGUUCAAUAACCUCUGAACAUGGAAGCAAAGUGUCUGUAACAGUCAAUGAACUGACACUAGAUCUGAAACAGAAGACCCAAACAUGCAGACAGUCCCUUAACAUGUCCGACUCUACUACAAGCACAGUGUUUGAUUGUUCAAGUCGACUUGAUUACUAUGGCUACAGAGAACUCUUUAGCGGAGGACCAAAGAUUGCAGUUGAGCUCAAGUCAGACAGUGACGAUGGCGGGCGAUUUCUCUUCCAACUGACAGGGGAUGGAGAAUUGUCGCUAAAAUGUCAACAGCGUGGGGAGACCCCGACAGCGGUACAUUCCCAACCAGAAGAUUCCCCAGCUUCCGGUGAGGAUGACGUCGAAGGUGAUGAUGAGGUGUUGGAUGUGGCGACUAUUGUGGGAAUUGCCAUUGCUGCUGCUGUCAUGUUAAUAGCUGUUGUAGUCUUUGGGGUGUGCUGUUGUAGGAAAAGGAGAAAAAAAUUAGAGCGAAAGUCCAGCGAAAGAACCAUGGACAUCCGAGAAGGAGUUGUCGACCCUUUCAUCGUUACGGCGAACUCUUCGCCUGCCGAUGACAACCGAAAAGGGACGGGAACCUUCCGUCCAUCAGCACCCCCUCACGAACUAGUGUAUGCCACUCCAGGGUAUUCAGCUCCUUGGGAAUCUUAUGCCUUACCCGCAUCACCACCAUCGUCAUCACGACCAUCUUCUCGGCCUUUAUCACUAGGUCCUCUAUCACCACCACCCUCCGACCCACCCCCACCAGUUCCGUCAGAGAAUCAAAAGAACGACCGACCUAGCCACUAUACUUACAUAACGCCCGACAUAUUAGAUCACGUGACACCAGGCGAAAUUUCGGCGAGCAGUGAUGGCAGGCCCACACCCGCCGUUCGAAGGAAUAAAGAAAGUCCCAAUACGAACGGAAGUGGCCUGGAAAACGGGAAAAAGCCGGAUUUGGGGAUUUCCAGAGAUACAAUCCCGGACAAAUCGAUGUCAAAUACAGAGACAAUUUUCGUGGACAAUAGUUUGUAUCAGUCUGCGGGCUCUUGAGAAGCGCUGGAGACUUCGUCAUUCCGGGUAUAUAAGUGACAUGUGCCGAUAUUUCUACUUUAACUUAGCAGCAUAUCUGGGAUCUGAGGUCAUCUUUGUGACAUGAAUGACCACUGUGUUUCUUUCAUUCUACACGAUUGUGACGUUUAAAAUAGCUUACUUGAAAUACUUGCCUUUCUAAAGGUACCAUCUUCCCCACGUGUGAAGAUAGUGCUGCCUUACGUGAACUAUGCCCUUACGUGACCCAUAUGUUCUUAUACGUGUCACACGACGUAACAUAUAUGUUCUUACAUGUGCGAUGGCCUCUAAGUGUUUACUGUUGUGAAUAUAUCGGUGCAUGGGCACUUGCGUCUUUUGCUGUCCAGUAACACUCUAAAAUGUUCCGAGGUGAAUGAAACUUCAUGACGGAGUUACACAUGUACAUUGUAGUGCAGGAUAAAUAUUCAGUCGUCUUGAGAAGUCACUGUUUGGUUGUCUCGGAUCAAAUGUGAUGCUCUUCUUUGUAGCCUUGUGUGACAUGUACUUAACAUACGUGUCAAAUAAUUCCUUUUUUUUUGGCAAAUAAUUAGUAAGGUGAAUGGUAGUCUACGGUAUGUGGCCAUUAUCGCACUUGUUCCAUUCCCUAUAGCCUGAUUGUAUUUGAUGUUGACGUUUAAUUUUUGAUUCUGGUUUGCUGUCAAACCCAUUAUCCACAAGACUGUAUUUUGUUUUGUGCAGGCAUCGUGCCCGGCAUUAUUCCGAACAGUAAAUUCCCUGAUGUCUGUCUUAUUUGAUUCCAUUCAAGUGCAUGAUCUGUGUUAUGACAUUACCCUAAUCUCAAGGAAUAACAUCCUAGCUAAGUUGACACUGUCAAGUGUCAGUACUUCUUAUCAUCAUAUUGUCAAGUGUUGUACUUCUCACCAUCACACUGUCAAGUGUUGAACUUCCCAUCAUCACAUUGUCAAGUGGUUUCACUUACCAUCCAUCGCUUUGUCAAGUGGAUGCACUUCGCAUCACCACUUUGUCAAGUGGUGGUACGUCACGUGCUAUCUAUGAACAGAUACCAGUCAUUAUACCGGUGUGAUACUAACCAUUUGGUCAUGUAUGCCCAGAAAUCUGUUGUGGCAUUACAAGUGAACUAAAACAAGCGGGCUAUGUUUUUAUUUGAUUUGCUCACAGUAUCGAAGCAGUAUAUUUUUUCUACUUAACGCGCAAACAUUUUGCUCAGUAUUGAUCGUAGUUAAACCACCGAAGAAAUAGUUGUGAUUUUGUUUUUGUUUGAACCCAGCGUGCUUUGGAAAAAGACACAGUUAUAGAAGCUUGUUAUUAACAUAUUUUCUCAUUAUCAAAAUGGCUACUGCUGUAUCACUAAUUUUAGUGGCCAAAAGAAGAGU